ACCAGAUACCUGUACUAACAUGCCCCUUCAGUUAACCAGCAGAAUUAACGGUUACUGACAAUGGAUAAUCUCCCUUAAACAACUAUAACUUUUUUAUGUCGAGUUGUUUGCUGCGCUGUUGUUGUAGCCUGUUUAAAAUGUGAUUGCUGGUUACUGUCUUGCUCGCAGCAGUAGUUGGAGCAUAGAUCAACCUCCUGAAAUAUAUAAUGUGACUCCUCUGAGGAUUGUUCUGCUGGGGAAAAGUAUGUCAGAAAACAGCCGAGUGGGAAACUUCAUAUUAGGACGAGCAGCGUUUGACAGUGAAGCUCCUCCAGGCAUAAUAGAAAGACUUACAAGGAAGAUUGAAAGACAAACACGUGAUCAUCAUCAACAGUCCUCAGCUGCUCCAGACAAACAUCUCAGAUGAUCAGAUCACACAGACAGUGAGAGAGUGUGUGUAUCUGUCUGAUCCGGGGCCUCAUGCGUUCAUUGUCAUACUGCAGUAUAAUGAUUUCACUGAGGAGGACAUGAGACAAGUGAAAAGUGUCCUGAAAGAAUUCGGUGACGAGGCGAUUAAACGCACCAUAGUGAUAACGAGUGAUGAAGAGACACAUGACGCUGAUAAAUUAAUUAAGCAGUUAAACACCGAAUGUGGAGGAGGACAUCUGCAGCUUGAUCAUAAAAACGAGGAAUGGUGCUCUGUAGUAUUGCAACGAUUAGAGGAUUUCCUCAGAGAAAACAGUGAAGAAUAUCUCGCAUGUGAGCCGUAUUGUGAUACAGAAGGAUCAUCAGUUGAUGAAGAUUGGAGCAGAUCUUUUACCUCACUCAGAACAGAAGAGGAAGAGGAAGUUUCAGACACCUCUACAAAGAAAAAGGAAGCAAAAGGUUUUCUUCAUAAUAUAUCAAAAAUAUCAUUUAGUUCUCCAGAUCUAAGACCAGAUCGAGCAAAGAGAAGUGUACAUGCAAGCAGAAAACAGAAGCUGUGUGUUGUGUUGUGUGGAAGUGAUGGAAGACUAAAAGCCUUUGUAUCAAAACUUUUAAGAGGAAAAAAGCAGUUUCUUCCCUCCUUACACCUGAAAGAGAAAGAGUGUGCGAAGAGAGACGUGGAGCUUCAUGGUCGUCUGAUCAGUCUAGUGGAGCUUCCAUCUCUGACUCGCCUCUCAGAGGAGGAAGUGAUGCGUCAGACUCAUCAAUCUGUCUCUCUCUGUGAUCCUGGAGUUCAUGUAUUCCUCCUCAUUAUUCCUGACGCUCCACUGACCACUGUGGACAAAGCAGAAAUGGAGGUGAUCCAGAGAACUUUCAGCUCAAGGAUAAAAAAACACCUCAUCGUUCUCAUAAUCCAAGAGAAGAACAUGUUUAGCAAACUGAUUAGUAGUAAAACCCAGAUGUGUCUUCAGUCAUUUGAAGGUCGACAGUUUCUUUUGGAGAAUGGCUCACAGAUUCCAAAUCUGCUGCAGAUUGUGGAAAACAUGGUACAAGAAAAUGGAGGAAGUUGCUACACAACCUUCACGUACCUUCAGGCUCGAGUAGAACUGGAGAGAAACAAACACAGAGCUGAAAUAGAGGAACUGAGAAGAUCCAUGAAGAAAACUCAGUCAACAGCAGGUUUAACACACAGUUAUGUUGCUGUGAGGAUUGUGCUUCUGGGAAAGACGGGUGUUGGGAAAAGUGCAACAGGAAACACAAUACUGAGAAGAGAAGCUUUUAUGUCGAAACUAACUUCACGCUCAGUGACCAGAGAGUGUGAGAAAGAAACCUCUGAGUUCAACAGAAGACAGAUAACUGUUAUCGACACUCCAGGCCUGUUUGAUACUGGAGUUGAUAAUGUUGAGACCAGGAAGGAGAUUGUGAAGUGCGUCUCAAUGGCGGCUCCUGGUCCACAUGUGUUUCUGCUGGUGAUUCCACUGGGACGAUUCACUCAAGAGGAGAAAGAUGCAGUGAAAAUGAUCCAGGAGAUGUUUGGAGAGAAAUCCAGAAUGUACACCAUGGUGCUUUUCACCAGAGGAGAUGAUCUGAGAGGAACAACAAUUGAAGACUUUAUUGAAGCUAAUGAUAGCUUACAGUACCUCGUCCAUCAGUGUGGUAAGAGAUACCAUGUGUUCAAUAAUAAUGAAACUAAAGAUCAGAGACAGGUUUCUGCACUGCUGGAUAAGAUUGACUGUAUGGUGGCAGCAAAUGAAGGGAGUUUCUACACCAGUGAGAUGUUCCAGCAGGUGGAGAAGAACAUCAAAGAGGAACAAGACAGAAUCCUGAAAGAGAAAGAAGAAGAAAUCAAGAGAAAAGAAGAGGAGCUGAGAGCCAAAUAUGAAGCAGAAAUUGAACAAAUGAAGCAAGAAAAUGAGAGAGAAAGACAAGAGAUGCAAAAUGAACUGAGGAAAAAUGAGGAAGAAUUAAGAAAGAGAGAAGAAGAGAUCAAGAAAGAAACGGAUGAGAAUCUACAAAAAGACCUGCAGAGAAAACUGGAGGAGAAACAGAAACUAUUUGAAGAAGAAAAUAAAAGAAAAGAAAAGGCUUUGGGAGAACAACAACAGAACUUCAUAAAAUACCUGGAAGAAAAUCACGAGAAAGAAAAACAAAAACUUCAGGAGAAAAUUCAGCGUGAAUCAAGAGAACAAGCAGAGCGUGAAUAUCUCAUAAAACUCGAAAGAGAAGUAGCUAAAGCUUUAAAAGAAGCUGAAGAACAACUGUCGUGUAGUGCAAAACGAGCUCGUGACUGGAGUCUGUAUGGAGGUUUUAUUGGAGCAGCUGCUGGAAGUUUAGUUGGUUCUUAUGAAGACAUUGUGUGUUGGAUUAUCAGCAAACAUUCUAAAUAUCAAACCCAAAUACAAAUUGAAGGGUGUGUUUAGGUACAACCCCAAUUCCAAACAACUUAGAAUGCUGUGUAAAAUAUAAAUAAAUACAGAAAGCAAUGUUUUGCAAAUCUCAUAAACCCUUAUUUUAUUCACAGCAGAACAUAGAAAACAUCAAAUGUUUAAACUGAGGAACUGUACCAUUUUAAGGAGAAAUUUUGAAUUUAAUGGCUGCAACAUGUCUCAGAAGAGAAGUGUUUUUAAAAAAGAAACAGCUGGAGGAACAUUUAACAAUAGGUUAAUCAGGUCAGUAACAUGAUUCUGGGUAUAAAAAGAGAUAUCUUAGAGAGGCAGAGUCCCUCAGAAGUAAAGAUGGGCAGAGGUGAAUAACUGAAUCUAUGUCAUGUUGUGUGGAUAGGAAGAAGGCGAAGGAAAUGGCGGAGAGUCCAAACUUUGAUUUGCAUUAAAUGUGUGACGAGGGAGAACACAACAUAAAGUAACUGUGACCAGACAAACAAAGGCUGAACAGAAUGGGGUUUAAAUACCUGGACAAACAAGAGCAAAUCAAUGACAUGUGCGGAGUAAUUAAUCAAAAACCAUAGUAACACAUGAGGAACAGAAACAAGAAGCAGGAGAACAGGGAAAACGAAACCAACACACAAAGAACAUGUGACAAUUUACAAAUUGUGGAACAAUGCCAGAAUAAUAAUCCUCAAAGUAAAACUUUGAAUAUAUCAUCUUCUGCAGUACAUAAUUUCAUCAAAAGAUUCAGAGAAUCUCUUUGUGCAAGGACAAGGGAAAAAAAUCAACAUUGAAUGCCUACGGUCUUUGUGCCCUCAGACGGCACUGCAUUAAAACAGGUGUGAUUCUGUAAUGGAUUCACUGCAUGGGUUCAGAAAAACCUUCAGAAAUCAUUGUCUGUGAACACAGUUCACUGUGUAAUCCACAAAUGCAGGUUAAAGCUCUAUAAUGCAAAGAAGAAGCCAUUUGUGAACAUGACCCAGAAAUGAUGCCAUCUUGUCUGGGCCAAAGCUCAUUUAAAAUGGACAAAGGCAAAGUGGAAAACUUUCCUGUGGUCAGACAAAUCAAAAUUUGACAUUCAUUUUGGGAACUGUGGAUGUCGUGUUGUCCAGAUUAAAGAGCCGAGAGAUCAUCCGGCUUGUUAUCAGCGUUUUAAACAUGGAUCAUAAGUCACUCUUGGAGUUCAACAGUGCUGCUAGGGAAAACUUUGUGGAAUUUGGUAAAACUUAAAACACAGAGAACCUCAGUAGCAUUUCAAGCCUUUCAGUUUCACAGUAAUAAAUCUUUUUCUUUUUUUUGGAAAAGAAACCAGCCAUUUGUUUGGAUUGGCUGUAUUAGUUGUUUAUUGUCUUUUUUCUGUCUUUUUUUCCCCCUCUACACAUCUUAUCCAGUCUUUACCAAAAUGGUAAUCUUAUUGCAAAAUUGUUUGAAAAAUUUCCAACAAAAUGCCGUGUGUGCUGACUCUUAGCUCAGUUUAUCUCCAGCAACAGAUAAACACAUAGUUGUAGGUGUUGGGGAAAAAAUUAUAUUUUAUAUGAAAUAAUGUGGUUUAGAUAGAAAAGAAACAAACAUGUUAAAAAAUUGUGUUCCAGUUUUUUCAAGGUUUUUAUUACUGUAUCUAUACACAGUACAAAUGUUUUUGUUUUGAGUAUUUAUAGGUUCUGCCUGUUCUAUAGCGCUGUAUUAAGUUGAAGAAUAUAAAUAUUUUAACCUGCGCCCUCCUGUGGUGGGUUUAGUGUACGCAUGCUCAUUUCUAUGUCAGUGUAAAGUUUGCUUGAGGUUUGGAAAACGUCGAGGCUUUGGUGCUAAAAUGGCGCAGAUUUCGGGUAAGAUGUUCAACACACAUAUUUAAUACAAAUCAAAAUAAUAUUUUAAAAAUAUAAAAAUGUUUAGUUUUACUGCUGUCCUAAAACGGACUUUCUCCAUGAAAUAAA
Molecule: messenger RNA, 4723 nt
Organism: Labeo rohita (rohu)
Lineage: Eukaryota; Metazoa; Chordata; Actinopteri; Cypriniformes; Cyprinidae
Product: GTPase IMAP family member 8-like
Exons: 6
Coding region: 507-2825 (772 amino acids)
Molecular function (GO): GTP binding
Source: RefSeq, a predicted model, not a curated record